GAAGGGACUGUCCAUAGGUUCCCCAAAUCGGUGUCUCUCUGGAAAAAGUGGAGUGUCUCUUCCAUCAGUUUUUGCAAGAAAUGUGCAAGAAGCCAUUGACAAUUAUACCUGCGAGACACUUUCAUCACUUUCUUCUAGUGGUUGUACAACACCCACAGAGUUGAAUAAUACGUGGCCUGGAAUAAACAGCUAUACUACCAGUUUGUCUACUGAAAGAAGUUCGGUUUACUCCUGGCGGGAUGAUGAAUUUGAUAAAGCCAACACACAGAAGGUCCAUCAGUUAUUUUGGGAGAUUGAUGAAAUGCUGUUUGAAGGAAAAGUGACCUCCCAAACAGAGAACCUGCAGGCAGAAUGUGCAGAUUGGGUUGAACAAUUUCCUCAUAUAAGAGUUCUAGGAAAGCAGCUCCUAGUGCCAAAGGAUGAAGGCUUUCAGCAUUUUCAGAGCAGAAAUGAUGCCCAUGUAGAUACUAAGAGUGUGCCUGGCCUCCUUGAAUGUACUGGUCAUACAAAAGACCUCUGCAUCUCAGGAUCUAAACUGAUCCCAACAGCAUUUCCAAUACAUACAUCACUGGACUCAAGUUCCACUAGGAUUUCUUCUUCAGACUCAGCCAUGUAUUCCUUCCUGGAAGAAGAAAUUUAUGAUGAGGAUGGAAAAAUAGAGGAAUAUCUUGCCUUUGACAGCAAGGAACUUGAGGAUGAGAUUUGGGAACAAAAGAAAAUGCGUCUUUCUGAGAAGAGGUGUAAGCGUGGCAUCCCCCCUGUUUCUCCCAAUGCCUGUAUCAAAGAUGCUGUUACUUCUGAAGUAUUUGAUCAUAUCUGGAGCAGUGUCAUUGGAAUAUUGGAGGAACUGAUUAAAAAAAAUUGGGAAACUAAUGUCCCAGAGUGUGACCAACAAAUAGAAAAACUGAAAACUGUUACAGAAAAACUGCCUCAUUUGCCAGUCAUUCACAUUACAGCAGAUGCUGGGACCAUUCCUCUUUCCAGAGGCUAUGAAGCACGAAGUGUAUCUUUUGGGGCUCAUUCUGUUCCAUCACAGGUUUACCGUUUCUCCAACAACUUCUGUAGUGAUCUGCAUGGUGUGAUGACAAUUCAGGCAAAGCCACUCCAACAGAGGCAUGCUACCACAGCAGAAAAAAUACAGAAUGAGCAAGAAGACAAACAGCCCAGCAUUGCCUACAGCACUCCAAAUUCAGCUCAUGAUAGACUGGGGACAACUUCUGCUAACAAUGUUCUCUCAUCGUCUCCAGUUCUGCUGGCAUCUUCUAGGAAACUACCAAGGUUACCUUCUCUCACCUCUGACCAAUCCUGUUCAGAAGUUCCUAAUAUGUACCAUGAUGAAAUCUGUAAAGGGAUGAAACUGGUUGGCAGCUGGGAUCGUUUAUCUCCUGCUCGUGCACCUGCAACCCGGAACAAGUUACCACCAAUAAACUCUGAGGUUGUGGAGCAACAUGUUUCACUACCUCGAAUGCAACAGAGCUUUCAUCAAGAACGAUGUGCUCAUAGCAGAGUGUCAAGUGCAGUAGCUGUCACAACAGAGCAACAGCCACUCAGAGAAAGAACUGUUACUGUUGAUCAAUUUUCAAGACCCAGCACAACUCAUACAUUCAGGAGAGACACACCUCAGAAGUCACUGACUUCCAUGGAUUUUGCUAACCACAGAAGAGCUGGUCAAGGAUUUUUGAUAACAGGUUCACAGAAUUACUCCAGAUCCUUUCAGAGAAAUCCUCCAACCUCAAGGAAGAAAUUUCAGAUUGCUUCAUAACCUGUUUUAGGAAGAAACAUAAACGCUCUACAUUGAAUGAAAGACUGAAGCACUAAAUUUGCCACUUAGUAUCUUGUGUAACAAAGAAGGUGUGCAUAUGCUGGUGGUGUCUGCUGAGACUUGCAAUCCUCAGGAUACCUGCAUUACCUUCUUUUAAAAUUAUUUGACCAGAGGUUAGAUUAAAAAUUAGAGUAAAAUGAAAUAAAUGGUUGAGGUGUCUUCUCUGUUUGCAGUA
Parus major (Great Tit) is the source of this 1997-nucleotide messenger RNA. It is a transcript of the gene FAM149A, whose product is annotated as family with sequence similarity 149 member A. The transcript has 13 exons. The coding region runs from base 302 to 1762 and encodes 486 amino acids. Lineage: Eukaryota; Metazoa; Chordata; Aves; Passeriformes; Paridae. The record is from RefSeq and is a predicted model, not a curated record.